CUUCGGAUAUGAGAUAUUUGUCUCCUAAAAAAUACUUUGAUAGUACUGUUUUGAGUGAGUUCGACUUUAAGGUGGAGUUUGCUUGGCUGAGAGUUGGCAUUCUUUUUAUUCGAAUGCUAAACCUGAAGAAAAUAUUGCCCCGGAAAAAUACACUAUUUGUUGGUCAUGUGGUGAAUAACUGAACAAUAAUUGCUUGAUUUGGUGAACAUCAUCUGGCUUGAUUUGGUGAACAUCAUAAAUAUACACAAGUUUUGAUUCUCAGACCGGGUUUUAUAAUGCUCAUGAUUUUAAAAAAAUGUUCACAAAUUUAAUUAAUAUUCGCAAAAUGAAACGGGAAAAAAUAGGAAAAAGAAGAAAGAAAAUUAACAAAAUGAAAAAGAAAUGUCUGGUGACAUCUCGACUGCAGUUACAAGGACAUCAUCGCUCUCCGCGGUUGCGAGCUAGGCUCACGAUACGCCAUCGGUUUGUGUAGGCCGGAUGAAUUCUUUCUGUUAGGGGUAUUCUUCGGAUCACGAACAGCUUCGGACUCGGCGCACACGUACCUAAUUAAAGUUGCCACGAUCAUCUCUUCCAAACCAAACUAACCCACGAGGCGUUGCACUUCCGAACUACCCCCGACCAGACCAAUUCGAUCACCGGCACCGCCCGCCGAUUUGAUCGCCAUGGCACCUGAAACCGAUCACCACGGACGCGCCGAUCACGUCGUGCUGUUCCCGUUCAUGGCGCAGGGCCACCUCUCGCCGUUCCGCUGCCUCGCCGCCCUCGUGCGCCGCUGCCGCCCCGACGCCCGGGUCACCGUCGUUGCCACCUCCGGCACGGCCGACUCCCUCCGCGCCCACCUCGACGACGAAGGCAUCUCCGUCCACGCCCUCCCCUUCCGCCCCGCCGACGCCUCCCGGAAGCUCAUCGACCUCUUCCUCGCCUCCGAGUCGCUCCGCCCGGCGUUCCACCAGUUCAUCGUCGGUCUCAGAAGCUCCGACCCCCGCGCCAACGUGCACGUCGUGGCGGACAUGUUCCUGGCAUGGACGGUGGACGUAGCCCGCGGCGACCCCGGCGUCACGCACUCCGUCCUGCUCACCACCGGUGGCUACGGCUCGGCGCUUUACUUCUCGCUCUGGAACAGCGUCCCGCUUGUUCCCAACGUUGACAAUGACGGGUGCUUCCGGCUGUCAAGCUUCCCGGACAUCUGUGUCCACCGUUCGCAGCUCACGGAUCACCUCGCGGCGGCCGACGGCGGCGACGCGUGGUCCACCUUCAUCCGCAGGCAGAUCGCCGCCUUCUCCCGCGCUGACGCGAUGCUCGUGAACACCGCCGAGAAGCUGGAGCCCAAGGGAUUAAGCAUGCUCCGGCGAUGGAUCAACAAUGUCCCGAUAUUCCCGGUCGGGCCGCUGCUUCGGGCGGCAAGUUCGUCGUCCCCGGAGACGAUGACGAGUAGCCCUAUCUUGGCGUGGCUGGACAAGCAACCGCCGGGCUCGGUCCUGUACGUGUCGUUCGGGUCGCUGUACACGAUCUCCGCGUCGCAGGUGGAGAUUCUGGCGCACUCAGCCACGGGCGCCUUCCUGACGCACUGCGGGUGGAACUCGGCGCAGGAGAGCCUCGCCUGGGGCAUGCUGAUGGUCGGCUGGCCGCUCUCGGCAGAGCAGUUCUACAACGCCAAGUUCCUAGCGGAGGAGAUGGGGGUGUGCGUCGAGCUGGCGCGCGGCGCCGCAGCGGCCGUGACGAGGGACGAGGUGGCGGAGGCGGUGGAGAGGGUGCUCGGCGAGACGUCUAGAGUGAGAGCCGCAAUGAGACGGAAGGCCGCGGAGAUGAAGGAGGUGAUCGACGCCGCGACGGACGGCGACGGCGAGGAGUCGUCGCUGGGAGUGACGCGGAGGUUCUUGGACGCGAUGGCGCGUACGUCGUCAUGCUCUAGAAGCUAAAUGGGAUCGUAGUAGACGCCACGGCCGGUCCGAUCGGCUGCAUUCGAUCAUGAGUUUUUUCGUGUGGUAUCAGAUCAAGCUGUAUACUUGAGCUUAGAGCCUUAUUUGUUUGAGAUUCUUGCCAAGUUUCAUCAAAAAAUAACAUCCGAGUUGCUCUCAUCGAUAAAAA
Aegilops tauschii subsp. strangulata is the source of this 2088-nucleotide messenger RNA. The record is from RefSeq and is a predicted model, not a curated record. NCBI's taxonomy places the organism in Eukaryota, Viridiplantae, Streptophyta, Magnoliopsida, Poales, Poaceae.